CCUUGCGAAAAAGCUUUUCUUUUUUGGUUUAAACCCUUUGGGAUUGGGACUUCUUUCUUCUACCCCGGUAUCUAUCUAAGCCUCACCUUACAAUUAAUCACUUUCUCUGUGUUAUAUAUCCCACCUUGAAGUUCAGUUUCUGAGGCAUGACGGCUUCUUCUCUCUUUGAAACCUUGAAAGCUAUUGCCAGAGCUCUAAUGGCUAGCUCUCUUACUUUACCUGCAGAUCUUCUGCAACAACACUUUGCAUAACUUCUCUACUUAGGCCUCUCUCUCUCUCAUUAGUUUCUUGGAUCUCAACAUCAACUAGACAUUGAAACAUUGUGAGGGAUAUAUUAUGGAUGAUUUUUACAGGCUAAACCCUAUGAAUAUAAUAUCAAGCUCAUCGGAGAAUGUGAAUCAGGUUCAAAAUGAUACUAGGACUACUGCUACUUGUGGUGGUGCUGGUUAUCAUGGUGGUCCGUUAAUACUAAGUGACGGUAACCUCAACCUCAACAUGCUCCAAUUUGAAACGGAUCAGAGUAUGAACCAGCUGAUUAAGACCCAGAUAGCCAAUCACCCUCGUUACCCAGAUUUGGUUUCUGCUUACAUAGAUUGCCAAAAGGUUGGAGCUCCACCAGAGAUGAAAAGCCUACUUGAAGAAAUAGGGCGGCUAAGCCUCCCCAUAAGCACUUGCAGGAGUGAGAUAGGAGCUGAUCCAGAACUAGAUGAGUUCAUGGACUCAUACUGUGGGAUUCUUCAUACAUACAAGGAAGAGCUUUCUAAACCGGUUGUUGAAGCCACCGCAUUCUUGAGCAACAUUGAAUUGCAGCUUAGCAACCUCUGCAAAGGCACAUUUCAGAAACCCAACUCGGACUAUCAUUCAACUGAUGAAGCAGUUGGAAGUUCAGAAGAGGACUUAAGUUAUGGGGAGGUGGAAGCAGCCGAGGGCCAAGAAAUCUCAGCGUUUCGUGCUUGUGAUAGGGAGCUUAAAGAUAUGCUGCUGCAUAAGUACAGUGGCUACCUCAGCAAGCUGAAGAAGGACUUCUUAAAGACAAGAAAGAAAGGAAAGCUUCCGAAGGAUGCUAGGUCUGCACUAUUGGACUGGUGGAACACUCACUAUAGAUGGCCAUAUCCUACGGAAGAGGAGAAAAUGCAACUAUCUGUGGCAACUGGUCUGGACCAAAGGCAGAUAAACAAUUGGUUCAUAAACCAAAGGAAGAGGCACUGGAAGCCAUCUGAAGACAUGAAGUUCGCUCUCAUGGAGAAUGUUAGUGGUAGCAUCAAUGGCGAAGGAGGACCCAGUAUGCUAUUUGACACUGGAUUCGGAAAUGAUGAUAUGAUGUGAUCGAUCCAUGCAUUUGGGAAAUAAUGAGCAGCAGGUUGAAUGAUGUGAAAUCAUCAUAUCAUCACUCAAUAACCAUUAGUAUUAGUUUUUGAUUAUCAGCUUGCCUAGCUCUAAUUUUAGUGAUUUCUUUCAUCUUUGUUAUGUGAAUCUCGCAACUAAUUAAUGUUAGUAAGCUAGCUUGUACAUUCUGAUUCUAUAGCCUUGGAUGACCUUAAGAACAAGGGUGAGGUUAUUUCCACCCUAAUAUAUAUAUUAUUCACCCA
This is a messenger RNA of Rosa chinensis, 1589 nucleotides long. Its product is annotated as homeobox protein knotted-1-like 1. Gene Ontology annotation, biological process: regulation of DNA-templated transcription. NCBI's taxonomy places the organism in Eukaryota, Viridiplantae, Streptophyta, Magnoliopsida, Rosales, Rosaceae. Gene Ontology annotation, molecular function: DNA-binding transcription factor activity, RNA polymerase II-specific; DNA binding. The record is from RefSeq and is a predicted model, not a curated record. The transcript has 5 exons. Bases 337 to 1326 code for a protein of 329 amino acids. Gene Ontology annotation, cellular component: nucleus.